Molecule: messenger RNA, 1151 nt
Organism: Geodia barretti
Lineage: Eukaryota; Metazoa; Porifera; Demospongiae; Tetractinellida; Geodiidae
Source: the annotation of a GenBank genome assembly
CUCAUGUUCUCUGACUGCUGAAAAUAGCCAGGGAUCUGGACCUCCUGCUGUUGUCACUUUCACUACAGAAGAAGAUUAUAUGUAUUUUCAGCUACGACUCACGAGUGUACUUCCAUGCUCUGAAGUAAUAGCUACUCUUACAGAGCAGAAACUGGAGGAUGUUGAAACCAAAAUCAUACAGAUAUUAUUGAAAGCAGGAUGCACCGAAUGUAGUAGUGAUACAUUGGACGAACAGUCGUUUUCCUGUUUUGAGGAAUCUCCAUCAUUCCUGACAUAUCGAGCCAGACUGGAGGGAACCUCAGAGACAGACAGUAGCUCCCUCAUCUCUCUGAUAGAGGCCUGGGUGAGAGGAGGCGGGGCCAGCGUCAUUGUGGCUGGAGUACUCAUGACUAUCAAUGCUAACUGCUCAGUGGCAAUUACUUCUCCCAGUGAAUCAGAGUGCUCCUACACCCCUCCACCUUCUACCCAUGCAGUUUGCUCAUCUUCUAACAACACUCCUUCAGUAGUUGCAGGAGUAGUGGUUGUUAUUGUUGUCAUCCUGAUAGCUGUUACAACUAUUAUUUCUACAACAAUAGUAUGGAAGAUUCGCCAGAGGGGUGGUGUCACUGGUGUACCAACCAAGAUCAAUGAGCAGCCCUAUAACAGAGGUGGUAGCUCCAGCAACAGAGCCUAUGAGAUGAAGGCCCCACAGCAGGAGUACGAACCAAUGGAAAGUGACACGGGCAAAGUUCCGACUACCAACAAAGAGUCUCACGAAGGCACCCUUCCAGAAACCACUACUGAGGACGAGUCUUAUGAAGUAACCCUCCCUCCCAUCCGGAGCUCUUCUCACGGGGCAGCAGAGGAUGUGUAUUAUGAGACCAUCUCUGCAGAAAACUGACUGUAAUUACCUGAAACCCUCCUUAAGCCUGUUAGGACACACCCCUUGGAUUGCCUCGAAUUACAUAAGACUCUUACCUGUAAACCAUAGUGCUGUGUAUGCUUUUUUCUUUGGCAAUAUUCGCAUGUAGGUCAACCCCUUCAUUGACUUUGUAAAAUUUUAGUCUUACUGUACACCUUCAUUUUCACGUAGUUUCUCUGGUGAUUUUGGACAUAAAUGGUGACGUAUUUCAGUUCCUACAGUAUGUAGUAUAUAAUAUAAUUAUUAUACC